Molecule: messenger RNA, 816 nt
Organism: Eutrema salsugineum
Lineage: Eukaryota; Viridiplantae; Streptophyta; Magnoliopsida; Brassicales; Brassicaceae
Exons: 3
Coding region: 423-812 (129 amino acids)
Cellular component (GO): chloroplast
Molecular function (GO): oxidoreductase activity
Source: RefSeq, a predicted model, not a curated record
CAAUUCCUCUUUGUUUUCUCGUCGAAGGCGACGACUGAAAUGUUUUCUCCGACGGCUUUUCAGAUUUCUCCGACGGCUUCUGUAUUCUCGAAGCUUGGGAUCGCUGUGACGGCGCCGCAGAUAAGCGUUCGAAACCCUAAACCAUGAUUUUUUCUAUCGGUUUUGAUGAUCAAUUGACAUGAUUGGCAUGAUAAUUGUUUACCUUAAUGCUUUGAUGAUUGAUGAAUUGAAUUAGCCGAAACCCACUUAGGGGGUUUUCAUUUCUUUGCUCUCUAUACUUCUUCAAUGUUCUGCUUCAAUGUCAAAACUUUGCAGAAAAGGUCGACAAAUUGCAAAUCUUUGGUAUCUGUGUAGUGUUCGUCUUCAGAUGAAAUUGGUGUGCAGCAAUUUGGCUCCAUUCUUCAUAUUUUCUGCUACAUUGGAUGGACUUCUCAUGUCUGCUUCCAGGAUAUUUUGAUUUCUUCCACAUACUCAUAUACAAGGUACGUGCUGAUGGGAGGUGGAAUCUAUCCAGGAAAAUUGUGUACAAGAAACUGAAGGAGAGGUCGGAUCAGUUUGUGGCAAAAGGUUUAGUGAGGACAAAGGAGAGCAAGGAGAAGAUCGGUGGAGAGGAUGAAGUGUUCAUUGGAGAUAUCCGAGACCCUGCAGCCAUUGCUUCUGCUGUUCAAGGAAUUGAUGCUGUGCAAUCUUCUUCUUUCUUCUUCUUAGAUCAUUUGUUUAUUCAAUUUGAAAGUGAAUUUUGUUUUAUUGAUACAUUGUUCCAGAUCACAUUUGCAAAGAAGAAAAACUUUGAAUUAGAAACAAAAAUUUGAAUUA